GCUUGCACGGCUCAGUGGCAGAGAUACCGCGCCGGUAUAUGAGCGCGCGGCGGCCGCGGUCGCCACUGAUUACUGCAACGCGCCGCCGUCGGAGCCGUGUCUGUUCUCUUGACCUUUUUCUCAAUUGCCAACUACAUUAAAUGGACGUGUCGGGCGUGCUGGACGUGAUGGGCGGCUCGAGCGAGCUGGAGCUGCUGGCGCGGCACGCCGUCGACUCGGACGACCCGUGCGCCACACACGACCACGCCAUGGUGUUCCACUCGUGCGUGUGUGCUGAGAUCUUGUUCAAUGGGUGGAAAACUACAAACGAGCUGCAGCUGUUUGGGUCGGCGGUGGCCAUAUUCGUGGCGUCCGUGCUGUACGAGGGCUUCAAAUACUGGCGCGAAACACUGCCGAGCCCCGCGGCCAAACCGAUCUCCGACUCGCGACAGAACAUCGCCAAGGGUGACUCUGCGAUGAGCUCGUUCAGGGCGGCGGCGCUGUCGGGGGCGCAUGCGCUGCAGACGGCGCUGCACGCGCUGCAGUCGACGCUGAGCUACCUGCUGAUGCUGGUGUUCAUGACGUACAACGUGUGGCUCUGUCUGGCUGUCGUGCUCGGCCUCACGCUCGGCUACUUCCUCUUCGGCUGGCGGCGGAACUCCCUCAACGACCCCAACGAGCACUGCCAGUGACCGGACGCGACUUAGGAUAAUAUUGUUAUAUUUAUGUUUAUAUACAUUUCCGAAUACUCAAUUACAAAACUUAUAAAAAUACCUACGAAUUUUCUUAUAAACUUCACAUAGGAAACUCA
Molecule: messenger RNA, 790 nt
Organism: Spodoptera exigua (beet armyworm)
Lineage: Eukaryota; Metazoa; Arthropoda; Insecta; Lepidoptera; Noctuidae
Source: the annotation of a GenBank genome assembly